CAUACGUCCGUAGCAGUCAGGCAGUCCAUCAUCAGCCGACCUCAACAACGACCCGGCGGUAUUCUAUUGUUGCUAUCCGCUGGGCAGCAUCGGUGUCUCGUAGAGCGUCCGCUGCGCUUGGACUGGGGGUGCGCUCGCCGCUUUCGUACGUCAGAGCCAGAUCCGCGAUGCAUGGAAGAAGUCAUUCAUGCAACUUCAUGCAUCACUUCGCGCUGGAAAGCGAGUGAGAUGUGAAUCCCGACUCCAUGUCACUGCGCCCUUGACCCAAAAGAACUCGUACAUCACACGCACUGCCUUUACCUUGCUCACCAUCGAGCCAUCAUGGCAACGCCGAAUACUCCGAGCCACGCUACCCUACCUCCAAGGCGCGUUCGAAUCGAUUUUGGGAAAGAGGUCGUUGUGCUCGUCGGCGGAUCCGAAAAACGAUUCGUUUGUCACGCCAAUCUGCUCACCGCACAAUCUCCAUUCUUCGAAGCCGCGCUGUCGGGCAGAUGGCUUGAAUCGGAGGAGAAGCUGGUCCGCUUGCCCGAGCAAGCUCCAACCGCCUUCAGCAUCUAUCUCAACUGGCGCUACACUGGAGCAGUCGAUCUCUGGGACGGCGAGGACAACGCCGGGACAUAUACCAUCCCGGAGGGUGCCAUCAAGGAGAAUCAGGGUCCACGAUUUUCCAGACUUGUUCGCUGCUCAGUGCUGGCAGACAUGCUCCAAGACCAUGCAUUCAGCAACGCUCUCAUCGACAGCUAUUUCGACCUCGUUGAGAUCACCUAUCAGUUCCCGAGUUCCACAGCUGUAAACCUAGCGUUCCAACUGCUCGCUGAGGGCUCGUGGGUGCGGCGUCUCUUCAUCCGACAGCUAGCGUUUGAUGCCAACGCAUAUGAGCUCAGCCAGCGUAUCAACGAACAUGAUUUCCAAGUGGUGAGCGCGAUCGCCGUAUUGUCAAUUAUGGAGAGAGGUGUGCCGAUGAAAGACAAGAGAAUACGAGCGAAACGUCAGAGCAUGUAUCACAACCCAGCGGAAGGCAAAAAGAAAUGAUCUCGAGGGAUGUGAUCGAUGAGAAGGCCUCCACGGAAAGACUGGGCACGCAUAACGUUUGAGUCACAAUGAUAUACUGCUCUGGAUAAUCAGUGAGGGUACAAUACGGAGAUGAGUGCAGAGGGGCGAGAGAUGAACCCGCCCGACUAGUAGUACCAUCGACUC
This is a messenger RNA of Neohortaea acidophila, 1197 nucleotides long. RefSeq lists its product as uncharacterized. The record is from RefSeq and is a predicted model, not a curated record. Lineage: Eukaryota; Fungi; Ascomycota; Dothideomycetes; Mycosphaerellales; Teratosphaeriaceae. Gene Ontology annotation, molecular function: protein binding. The transcript is spliced from 3 exons. The coding region runs from base 322 to 1032 and encodes 236 amino acids.